Messenger RNA from Fundulus heteroclitus (mummichog), 1402 nucleotides. RefSeq lists its product as uncharacterized. The transcript has 3 exons. Lineage: Eukaryota; Metazoa; Chordata; Actinopteri; Cyprinodontiformes; Fundulidae. The record is from RefSeq and is a predicted model, not a curated record. Bases 158 to 1402 code for a protein of 414 amino acids.
UCUCGUUGCCUGCUUGUCCCCCCGUCUCGUUGCCUGCUUGUCCCCCCGUCUCGUUGCCUGCUUGUCCCCCCGUCUCGUUGCCUGCUUGUCCCCCCGUCUCGUGCCUGCUUGUCCCCCCGUCUCUGUGUCUGAUUUUCCACCUCUGUCUGUCUCUGUUAUGCGCCCUGUGCCUGCUUCUCCCCAUGUCUCGGCAAGACAUCCCUUUCCCAGGCUUGUUGUGGACUGCAAGGGGCCUGGUCAGAGUGCUUCACACCCCUUCCACGGGACUGUCGUCGGUGGUGGCCAGAAGGCUUCUGUGUUGGAACCCUGUGUCAGAGGUCCCCCUGUCCUGUCUGUGAGGGCUACACAUUCCCAAGCCGACAAAAGAUAUGAUAAGUUUUCACGCAAUCACCAGUGCACAUGCAUGGCUCUAACAUUUUUAGCUUACCACAAUGAGGGGUUAGAGUUUAACACGAUGUUACUAGACAGAGUGAUCAUGAAAGGUGAUAAACUUUAUGUUGCCACUAAACGGCAGCUAUUGAUGAAUGGAACUUUUGAAGAUAACCACUUAACAUUUGAAGAGAUGCCUAGGAAUGUAAUGACAGACACAAACCUUUAUGAAGUACACACAACAGGUUUAAGGGUUGGUCGAGUCUUUGCUCCUUCUGAAAGCCCUCAAAGGUCUCGGCAAAUGGCUUUGUCUCUUGGUGAAGAACUGCGGUCUCUAUCAGAAAAUGUCACCCAUGCAUUUCUUCUGGUGACUCCAGAAUGCAUUGCAAUUUUCAGGGACAGAGAUGGCAGGUUUGGAGUUUUUGAUUCCCACUCAAGAAACUCUGCAGGUCUGCCCCAACCCUAUGGCACUGCAAUAAUGAUGACUUUCAGCAACCGAACUACCAUGCUGAAACAUCUGCAACGGCUGUUUCAAAACCGUGGCCCGAAUGCCACCUAUGAGUUUGUACCAGUGGGUUUUGUCAGGAAUAAUGACCUUCCUCAGGACUUGACAUUUCAAAAUGUUUCACUUCGCCCCACACAUGCAAAUCCCACUGUCAGAAAACCAGAGAGUGCUUUGAAUGAAGACAAAAUGCCUCCAUGGUUGAAAGAAAUGGACAACGUUUUUGAGGAAGUUAGUCCAACAGCCAAAGCAAGUCAACCUGUUGGAAAACCAGACAAAGAUUUUGAUGAAGAGGAAAUGUCUCCAUGGUUGAGAGAAAUGACAAAUGUAGUAGAAGAAAUUGCUCCAAAAGUCCCUCAGAUGACAAAAGUUGAAAAAGCCAAGAGAAGAAAAAUUAAGAACAGGCUCAAAUCACAGCAGAAACAAAACACUACUACAAAAAUUAGAGAAAGUGCAUCUGAAAAAUCCUACAUAAGAACUCAAUACAGAGAUGAUCCAGUCUUCAGAAAGCUCUUUUCCCAGGUCAAGUAA